Apis florea (little honeybee) is the source of this 497-nucleotide messenger RNA. Its product is annotated as ciliary microtubule inner protein 2C-like. The record is from RefSeq and is a predicted model, not a curated record. NCBI's taxonomy places the organism in Eukaryota, Metazoa, Arthropoda, Insecta, Hymenoptera, Apidae.
UUGUUACUACGAAAAUCUAUUAUUCUCCUAUCGUUUCCUAGAUGCCAUCGUACGAAUGGGGAAUGCAGAAAACUCCGUACAGUCCAAGACCUGAAAUCGUCGCGGACACGAUGCGUCGUAACAUUAAUCGUAAUUUAAUGGUGCAGACGAAUGACAUCUCGACGAUCGAUCAAAAGCGCAUGAAGGAAAUUGAUGAUCUGUUCAAAUUAGUGCAGCUUCAACGUAGCACGUACAAGGACCGUACCGAUACUUUCCAUCCUUUGGUGUUCUUUACCUCCGAUGAAUACGAAUAUCAAUGUGCACCAGGAAUGACGCUAUCGUACAUCUUUAAAUACCCAAUGAAUUACAUCGAAUACAAAAUUCCAACGGUUUUACCUCUUACGUACGAAAGAAGGAAACAAACGCCAUAUAUUCCAGACUUGUCUCUUACCGGAAUAUACACUAAAAAAGCUUGCAUCGCUUAUAAACGAUGAGCGUCAACGUGUCCAUUCAUGUUG